Molecule: messenger RNA, 2457 nt
Organism: Candidula unifasciata
Lineage: Eukaryota; Metazoa; Mollusca; Gastropoda; Stylommatophora; Geomitridae
Source: the annotation of a GenBank genome assembly
GAUGGUAAAAGAUUGUUGAUUGGUGCUCCGGGAAGCUGGUACUGGCAAGGCCAGUUGUACAACUACAAGACUGAAAAUGGUGGAAGCAUAUUGAGUUCUACACCAGAGGGGAAACCAACAGAAGAUGAUACAUACAAGGGUUACUCUAGUGCCAUUGGAGAGUUUGAUGGAGAUAACAACGAUGACUAUGUUGUUGGUGUUCCAAAGGGUGACUAUUAUCUUGGCAGGGUUGAAUUAUUUACUCAGAAUCUGACAGUUUUUGGAUCAUUGGUUGGAGAGCAGAUUGGAUCCUAUUUUGGAUAUUCACUAGCAGUUGCAGAUUUGAAUGGAGAUAGAAUGGAUGACAUCAUUGUUGGAGCUCCAAUGUAUGCAGAAUUAGAAUCUUCUGAUACAUUUGAUACUGGCAGAGUGUACAUCUACUAUCAAAUUAGUAAUAGAAGCUUCUCAGCUCAGAACAGAGACACACUGGAUGGGCAGUCGAGUAGCUCUCGUUUUGGAAUGGGUUUAAGUACCCUGAGAGAUAUCAACAAUGAUGGAUAUGAUGAUCUUUGUGUUGGUGCCCCAUAUGCUGGUGAGGAUAAAAGAGGUGCAAUUUAUAUUUAUCAUGGUUCUAAAAAAGGCAUAAUAACAGUUGUAUCUCAGAUAAUCUAUGCCAAAGAUAUUAAGGCACCACUGUCAACGUUUGGAGUAUCUGUGUCUGGGGGCUUGGAUCAGGAUCAGAACAACUAUCCUGACUUGCUUGUUGGGGCCUAUAAGUCUGACAGUGCUGUCUUUUUAAGAACCAAACCAAUAGUUCGAGUCACUGUAAACCUUCAAGUGGAUCCUCAAGUGAUCAGCUUGGAUUCGGAUUUGACCCUUUUAUCCUGUAUUGCAUAUCAUGGAGUUGGAGUUGCAGAGGAGCUAAUGUUUGAUGUCUCAUGGGUUUUGGAUGCAACGGAAAACAACAACACUGUACAUGAGCAGCGGGCAUUUUACACCAACAACGUGGGAAACCACACAGAAACUAAGACCUACAAGGUUGAGAAAGCGAAGAAUUUCUGUACAUCCUCCUAUGCUUUUGUUAAGAAAGAUCCUAAUGAUAAGCUGAGUCCAAUCAAAGUAACUAUGAAUUUCAAGUUAAAUGAAGAAAGUCUUAAAUCCAGAGGACGACGAGAAUUGCCUCCAAUUCUUGAUGCUUAUAUUCCAACGUCUACAUCAUUUACUGUACAUAUAUUGAAAGACUGUGGAAUUGACAACAUCUGUAUACCAGACCUUGCUGUGAAUCAUGUUAGAGUCCCUAGUGAGCACAGAAUAGGCAGCACAAUGCCUUUAGAAGUGAUCAUAAUUGUUUUCAAUCGGGGAGAGGAUUCAUUUAAUACAAAUUUAUGGAUUGAUCUGCCUACUGGAGUCACCUAUAAAACCAUUUCACAUCAGAGAUCCAAUGUAGCCAUCAGUUGUGACACCUUGAAAGAUGACAGCAGCAAAGUUCAGUGUGGUUUGGGAAAUCCAAUGCAGAAAGGAUCUCAGUCUGAAUUCACCCUGGUUCUCACUCCAACAAAUGCCAAUAACACAAAGGAAAGACUUAUGUUCAGCUUGUUUGUAAACAGCACAAAUCCAGAGCAGGCAGACAGCUAUGACAAUAAUUAUGCCAGUUUUGAAAUUCCAGUGACGAUAGCUGAACCAGACAUUAUCAUAUUUGGAAUUUCCACCCCACAACUUGUUGUACUAAACACAACUGAAGUUAAAGAAGAUCAGGCCAGAGAAAUGAAACAUGUAUUUCAGCUAAAAAAUCAAGGAACUAGUGCAACAAAUGAGACAGAACUUCAAAUUAAGUGGCCAAGCUACGAUACACAGGGUAAUCCAGUACUUGUGAUUAAUAAAGACCUGAAGAUCGAAGGCACUGGUAUGUGCAAAAUUAUCAUCCUGACACCUAUCAAUGCAACGGGCUAUACAGAUCUUGGUAACCCACAUGCAAAAGUAGAGUUAUAUGGGCAAGGAGUUAGAAAGAAAAGAGAGGCCGGCGGAAAUACAGUUGCAUGCUCAGAUCGAUACUGCACUCUAAUCCAAUGCAAUGUUGGCUACCUGGGUCCCUCUCAAAGUUUUAUUGUAACUGUUCAGUCUCAUCUGAUGCUACGAAGUUUUAUUCAGAGACGAGAAGCAACUGAGAUGUAUCACAUUACUGCAAUAGCAUUUGCUAAAGUGAAGUCAGUUCCUUAUGACUUUGUAUCUGUUGACAAAAGCCAGUUUGGAUUAAAGAGACAUGAGGUCAUAACUAAGAUAAACACUGAUCUUCACAAACCAGCAAGUAAAGGUGUGGAUAUGUGGAUCAUUGCAGUUUCAGUCACUGCAGGCCUGCUGGCACUGCUGUUACUUAUUCUGCUGCUGUGGUGGUGUGGGUUUUUCAAGAGAAAGAAGCCAGUGGAGGAGGGUUACUUUGUGGUCAAUGGAAAAUCUGUUGAUAACACAGUUGCUGACUGA